Messenger RNA from Aphanomyces astaci, 441 nucleotides. RefSeq lists its product as hypothetical. The record is from RefSeq and is a predicted model, not a curated record. The transcript is spliced from 4 exons. The coding region runs from base 37 to 339 and encodes 100 amino acids. Gene Ontology annotation, cellular component: endoplasmic reticulum membrane. Gene Ontology annotation, biological process: vacuolar proton-transporting V-type ATPase complex assembly. NCBI's taxonomy places the organism in Eukaryota, Oomycota, Saprolegniomycetes, Saprolegniales, Verrucalvaceae.
GUUUUGUCUGACAUUAGACAGGUGUGUUGUUGCACGAUGGCCCCUACAUCCCUCGCCGAACGGAAUGAAGCGAACCGGCAGCACAACCGCCAUGUCAUCCGAAAGCUCGUGUUUUUCUCCAUGCUCAUGUUCAGCCUUCCCAUCGCUACGUUCUACGCCCUCAACCAUGUCUUCCGGGACAGCGAGAACAAGACAAUGUGGAGUGGAUUCGGUGCGAUUGGGGUCGUGAACGUAGUCAUUUUUGUGUAUAUCGUCGAAGCGUUUCGAGAAGAUGCCGCCGCCACCAAACUCGACGCGGCGACGCCCCCGGUCGUCAUUGGAAAAUUCAAGCACACUUAACCCGUUUCCACAUUCUUCCCUUGAUCGAUUGCAUGCUCUACUGCACGAAGGAAUAGCUUGUCCUAAAUAGGAUAGAUCAUCUACCGAUAGAUACGUUCACCA